CGCUAAUUAGUGUUGAGCUAGAUAUUCAUCUAAUAGUCCACUGAAUCUAUAGCCAGAAGACGACAGUGUGAUGUCCAGUGAAACGGCCGGUGAAAUGGUUAAUACAAAGCCUCCCACCCCUCAGAUGGAUAUGAAUAUGUACGCCACCAGAAAGACAAUUGCCCAGGGUGAGAUUAUUGUGGGAAUUGUAUUCAUACUAUUGGGUCGACUGAACAUCAACUUCUUUGUCGACAGAAAAAAGGCCGACCUUUUGAACAACGGCUCCGUAAUACUCAUAUUCUUGAUAACUGUGGUCAAUGUGCUGAUCACGGCGUUUGGGCCCAGCGACAGCUCGGGUCCCGGUGCCGGUGGACACCAUCAACCUAUGGCCUGGACCAAUUUUUACCCUGGCAAACUUCCUGACGAUAGUAGUAGAUAA
Oppiella nova is the source of this 418-nucleotide messenger RNA. The record is from the annotation of a GenBank genome assembly. NCBI's taxonomy places the organism in Eukaryota, Metazoa, Arthropoda, Arachnida, Sarcoptiformes, Oppiidae.